GUCUCAGUCGAACCCCACUUUCUUCUGUGACCGAAAGGAUUUUGAUCAAUCAAAGACUUCUUGGACCUUCAAAGCUAGAGCAGUUCGUGUUUAUCAAAUCCCAGCAUACGGAAUUCAUGGUGAAUCAUUGCAGUGUAUUUUCCAUGAUAAGGAGGGAACAAAAAUUCAUGCACAUGUUGGGAAACAUCAGGUUUGCAAAGUUUCGGUCCCUGUUUAAGGAAGGCCAUGUUUAUGCAAUAAGGCAUGUUUUGGUUCAAAACAACUACAUGAAUUUCAAGACAACAAGGAAUGCUUUCAAGCUGCUAUUUAUCAACAAAACUGAAUCUUUUCAGAUUACAAACACAGGGUAGUCAAAAGCGCGCGCCUUGUCGCUUAAGCGCACCAGGCGAGGCGCUAUAGAGGUGCAGCGCCUUAUACUCUUCCAGGCGAGGCUGUCUGACUGAGGCGCAAUAUAAGCGCAAGAAGCGCACGAAGCGCAAGAGGCGCAGAAGCGCUAGAAGCGCACGCCUGACCGGUAAAGGGUUCUAAAUUUUUUAAAAUAAGAUUUGGGCCUAUUUUAAAUAAACCCAUAUCAAUAAUAAGAUAUAGCCCAUCCAACUAAUAGGGGAAAACAACUUAAACAGUUAAACCUUGUUAAAACCCUUCUUAGUGAAUGUAUUAAGGAGACUACUAAACUUAGAAAGUUUUCACCGUAGCAUUCUUAUUUCCUGUGUUCGACCCACAACCUACACAACAUGCACAAGGUAACAUUUUCCUCCCAUAUGUUCCAUCUUCUUUCUGGUCUUUUUAAUUUCUUCUUUUCUUAUUUUUUAAUUUUGCCUUUUGAAUGUAAAAUCAACAUCUUCUUUUUUUAUUUUUAUCUUAUCAUUUAAAAGUUUAUAUCUUUAUCUUUUCUCUUUCUUUUAUCUGUUAUUUUCUUGUUUUGUUUUAUACUUUAUCUCCUAACAAGUAAAGAUUUUCUUCUUUUAGUUAUGUUUGUUCCUUUUUCUAACAAGUUUUAUAGUAACUUCUCCCGCACACCACCAAACAAGAUAUGUGCUCUUAUAGUAUAUUUCUAUGUAUAUAAUAAAGUACUAGUAUAUUACUAUGUAUAUAAUACUCUAUAUUACUCAUAAUAAUGUAUUAAUACUCUGCAUUACUCUAUAUUACUCACAGCACUAGUAUAUUGUUAUGUAUAUAACAAAGUAAUAGUACUCAAUAUUACUCUAUAUCACCCACAACAUUAGUAUAUUGCUUUGUAUAUAAUAGUCAUAAUACUCUGUAUUACUUUAUGUUACUCACAACAUUAGUAUAUUGCUAUGUUAUUAAUAAAGUAAUAGUACUAUGUAGGCUCACAAGUUUAACAAGGGGAAAUAGGCUCCAAUUUGAUUGUCUUUCAUUUAUAGUUUAUGUAUUAAAGCCAUGAAUUCUAAAUUUGGUGUUUUAUUUUUUGUGAAUCAUGACUUUAUUUUGGUGAAUCCUAAAUUUUAUAUGCAUUUGGUUCAAUAUGAUGUUACAUACAUCAUGUUUGGUAAGUAUAGAAUAGUAUAUGUGAUUUUAUCUAAGUAAUGCGCUUCACCCGAGUCAGGCGAGCGCUUUUUUGCGCCUUGCGCCUCAGGCGCUAGAAGACCCCUAGCGCUUCAGGUGCGCCUUUCGACUUUGACUACCUUGUACAAACAUCAAUUUCCCAAUGAAAAUGUUUGACUUUACAACGAUUGCUGCCUUGCAAGCUAUGGAAGUUGUGGAUGAAACACAUGCCAUAGAUGUGAUUGGCAAGGUUACUUCCCUGUCAAACCCUAAGGCCCUAACAAAGAAUGGCAGAGAAACACAGUUGAUUGAUCUUACUCUUGGGGAUGCACUUGGAAAUACUAUCUCAUGCACACUUUGGGAGGAGUUGGUGGAUCAGUUGGUAGAUUUUCUGAAGACUAAACCUAAGUCUAUCAUUCUUAUUCUUCAACUAUGCCGUCCAAGAAAAUAUCAGGGUCGUGUGGGAGUGACAAACAUGUUCAAUGUAACGAAGAUGCUGCUGAACAGAGACUGUGAGGAGUGUGCGGAGUUCAAAGCAACGUUUGGGCCAGAUAACGAUGAUGAUGGCGACGGAGUAGCCUUGGGUACUUUUGUGACUCCAACUUUCCCAGAUGACCUUGAAAGUGGGAAUGUCAAGAUGGUUUCGAUUAAUGAUCUCAUGAAAACAAAGGAGGAAGGUAAGCAUUGGGUCUAUGGAGAGAUUUUGGCAAUUGAUAGCUAUCGAGAUUGGUACUAUAUUUCUUGCAAGGGCUGCAGUAGGAAAGUUUUACCUGAAGGGGAUACUUUCCGGUGUGUUGUGUGCAACACAACAGAAGUGAUUCUGAGGUAUAAGGUGAAUAUGAGGGUGAUGGAUGACACGGGUCAUGCAUCUUUUGUGUUUUGGGACAAAGAAUGCAGUGUUUUGGUGGGAAAACCGGCAAAUGCUCUUCGCGAUGAGAUUGAAGAGAAAGGUGUGGGACCUUACUAUUUUCCAGUUGAGAUUGAUUGUUUAGUUGGGAUUAAGGGAUUGUUUCGAGUUCAAACAAAGACAGAAAUCAUAAGCUACAGGGGUGUGCCAACAUUUAGUGUGAUUGGAAUGAAUUGUGAUCCUAAUGUGAUGUCGUUAUACGAGAAUAAAGGAAAAGCAGUGGAGGAAGAAGAUGAUUUCACUCUUCUUAAAAAGGAGUUUUCUGCUCCUAAAGAAAUCAUCACAUUGAAUGUUGCGGAGACAAGCCCCUUGCUGACAAAAGAAAAAAGGAAAGAAAUUGUGAUAAACUCUGAUGGUGUCAAGAAAAAGUUGUUUGUUGAGGGCCCAUCUGUUGAGCGCCCACCUGUCGAGUGCCCAUCUUUUGAGCGCCCAUCUCUUGAGCCAGUGAAGAAGUUGAAGAAAGUGAAAGUGGAGAAGUAAUAACAGUUUAUUACAUUUUCUGUUUAAGCUAGCUAGACCAAACUAUGUGCUUCAGAUUUUUUUGUUUUUUGCGGCCUAGAUUAUGUUAGUGAAAAGAUCAGGUUAUGAUA
Molecule: messenger RNA, 3003 nt
Organism: Cuscuta epithymum
Lineage: Eukaryota; Viridiplantae; Streptophyta; Magnoliopsida; Solanales; Convolvulaceae
Source: the annotation of a GenBank genome assembly